Messenger RNA from Phaethon lepturus (White-tailed tropicbird), 204 nucleotides. It is a transcript of the gene CENPX, whose product is annotated as stimulated by retinoic acid 13. Gene Ontology annotation, cellular component: Fanconi anaemia nuclear complex; FANCM-MHF complex. The transcript is spliced from 3 exons. The annotation marks the transcript as partial. The record is from RefSeq and is a predicted model, not a curated record. Gene Ontology annotation, biological process: DNA repair; resolution of meiotic recombination intermediates; replication fork processing. Lineage: Eukaryota; Metazoa; Chordata; Aves; Phaethontiformes; Phaethontidae.
AAGCGCUUUCUCGUUGCAGUUAACGGCGACGCGCAGCUGCUGAUGGCGGAGAUGCUGAAGGUCUUCGUCCGAGAAGCAGCAGCACGAGCAGCACGGCAGGCUCAGGCGGAGGACCUGGAGAAAGUGGAUAUUGAGCAUGUGGAGAAAGUGCUGCCACAGCUGAUUUCAAAUCCUGAUGUCUUCCCCCAUGCUGACUCCUACUGA